Molecule: messenger RNA, 9069 nt
Organism: Bombus pyrosoma
Lineage: Eukaryota; Metazoa; Arthropoda; Insecta; Hymenoptera; Apidae
Gene: Mekk1
Product: mitogen-activated protein kinase kinase kinase 4
Exons: 18
Coding region: 169-4245 (1358 amino acids)
Biological process (GO): protein phosphorylation; MAPK cascade
Molecular function (GO): ATP binding; protein kinase activity
Source: RefSeq, a predicted model, not a curated record
AAUUAUUUCAUUGGACAGUAUCGACAUUGGAGUAUAUCGUUAUAUUUAACAUCGAUACUUGAAUUGAGAGGUAUCGAUAUCCGAAACAUCGAUACUGUAUCACCCAUCACUACUCAGUGGACGAUUACAACGGUGCCUUGAGUGCGAUGUGUUUGUUAUCUGAGGAGAAUGUUUCGUUAUGAUAUACAAAGUCAUGUUACAGAAAAUUCAUUCUCAGGUUCAUCCGACGAUGAUAAUGGCUAUGUUAGGAAAAAAGGUUCAAGCUGUCCGACAAGUGAAUUUGAUGACUCGAUUCAAGCAAUGUGCGAUAUUUAUGGACAGACACCACCGAGAACUCGACUUAAUCGAAAGAAGCGAUACAUGAGACAGAAACUUAACGGAGGGGAAACGAAAUCGUUAGAAAAAGACAUUCCGUCGAAAGCAGCGAUCCGCAGGCGCAAUACUCUGGACAACAUUAUUUUUAACGAAAUGUGUGACAAAGCAGAUAAGGAUUGUGAAAACGAGGUGAACCAAGAUAUAGCGAAGGAAGGAAAUCGAAAAUGUAAAAGGACAUUGAAAGUGUUACGUGGAACUGAAAGAGAUUUAAAACUGGACAUGGAGGCAGCUUAUAAUUAUAACGAGAAAUUUGAUCCUCAUCAAGUAUCUACUCCUAAUCAUAUGAAGAUUGAAACUCGAAAUAGAUUCCGUAGCUUGCGAUCCAAACCUGUUGAUAUAGAAGAGAGAAAGCCUAAAGUUAAACUUACCGAGAAAAUUCCAAUUACUGAUGAUAGGGAAUCGAUCGCGCAAUCACCAAAAACGUUGAGUCUUAAAGAACGGGAAUUAUUUCAUAAUACAUUUUCUUUUUUAAUUAAAUUGGGAAGUACGGAACGUAAUUGCCGUCGGCAAAUCAGUCAUGAAGAAACGCGGUGGCAAAACGAAUUAAAAGAUCUAAUAUGGCUAGAACUACAAGCUCACCAUGCUGAUCGGAGUCCAAUGGCUCAAGAUGAGUAUUUGUGCAAGCAACGUGAGGCUGUAGAAGGUUUACUUAAAGAAAUAAUGGAGUAUAGAUAUGAUCCUAUUGUGAGUGUAAAGAAUGAUAAUACGCCUUGGAUUAAUAUUAAUACCACGCGUAUUGAUCGAAUAGUAAACGUAGGAUCUAGUCCAAAUAUAGAAUUAGGUAUUUGUCCAGGUUGUCUUUCGAUGUAUUGUAGAGCAUGUGCACGAGCACAAGGUGAAGCUUUACAGCAAGUAGAAGGAUUACUGUCUAGGCUAGAGAUAGCAGAAGCACUUUAUCCUUCGUCACAAGCCUUUGCUGCACAUUAUCCUUUAUACAAAAGUACAGAAUUUAUUGGUAGAGUAAAGGCAAUGUGUCUUUGGUAUAAUAUGACUAAGCAUCAUCGACUCAAAUUACAAAUACUGGGAAAAUUAUUAAUGAUGUCGCAUACAAAGAAAAAACACGAUGAUACUGGAGAUUCUGGAAUAAGUUCACGAUCUUCCGAUGUGACCGAUCAUUUAGAGUGGAAGCAAACUUUGGUACGAUUUGAAGUAUCAAACCAACAAGAUGAAAAUUCCAGCCCUUCAGAUAGCAAUAAUAGUAAUAAUUCUUCUGGUUUAUCUUUCGUACAAUCCUGGCCUUCUACUCCUGAAUCGUCAUUUACAUAUGCAGAAGAUGAUAAAAACGAUAGAUUUGACUUUUACCUAGUUGAAUUCGAUCGGCAAGCUUACAGGAAGUAUAUUGAAGAUGUAUUAAAGACUAGAGGUUUAAGAAAAAGUUUAAAUUUUCUUGAGAGAUUACAUACUUCUGUCUUAAGGAAAGCAAGGUUGACGUUAGAAAAAAGUGAUCUAAGUGAAUCUAAUAAUACUUUGAGCGAAGAGUAUGAAGGCGAUGAAGAAUUGCGACGAUAUGGCGUGUGGAGUCCCGAAGCAAGAGAAUUAAAUCUUCCAUCUUAUAGGGCUGCUUUCGUGUUUUUGUCUCGAGUUCCGUUAGAUGUUGUUCAUGAGUUUUUAAGAAUGAGAUUAGAACAAAAACCAGAACAACCUAGUCCACUAUCAGUUCGACAACUUAUGCGUGAACUUAGGGAAGGUCUUAGAAUUGCAUGUAUCCAUCGCGACAGAUUUGCAGCUCAUUCUUGUGCAGCAGUUGUCAAUAAUAAUGAUAGUUGCGAAAAUUUAUUUCAAGAAAACGUGAAAGAUUUCGACGAAAGUUUGAAGGCUGUUUUUGAAGUAUAUCUUGAUUACCUUCAGCAGUGGGUAGAUAUGGUACAGCAUGACAGUUUCCACAAAAAUUUGAUUAUGGAUGAGUGGAUGUUUGUAAAAUCAAUAGCAGGAAAUAUAUUAAAUGGGUACGAGAUUGCGGGAGUUAAAUUCUGUGAAAUCGCAAAAACUAUGAUUGAACAAGUUAAAGAAUACCUUAACGAGAGACCACGAGAGAUUCAGGAAAAUUUUGAGGAUUGGAAUGAUGAUGAUUGGUCAAACAGAUUUCAGCGAAUGUUUGUACGACGCGAAUGGCAAGGAAUGUUUGUAGAAGCUCGGGAGAAGGUGGUUAAAGGUGUUAUGCUUGCUAAGUGUUUGAAACGUGAUAUUGUAAAUUGGUCUAUCCUUGACAAAGAAUUAGAGAAAUCAUUAACAUCUUUAAAGGAUACAGUUAUGGAUCUCAGACUCGAUAUUACAAACGUUAUUGAAAAUUUUCAACGUGAUCUCAAAAAAAUAGAAGAAUCAAAUUAUGAAUAUGAUCGAUCUGCUAUACGUUCAAGAAUAAGGGAAAUACUUCAUCAGGCUUAUCGAAUGGGUUUUGAUUAUCAUAAAGAAACAUGUAAACUAUUUGCACUUGAAGAAAAAGCUAUUUUAGCUGAAAGUCUGGUUUCUUUCGCCUUUUUGUGGAUGGAGUUUGUUAGAACACGAUGUGAACGUGGAAGAGGUUUACGACCUAGGUGGGCAAAUCAAGGUUUAGAAUUUUUAAUUACAGUAUGCGAACCACAUAAUACCAAACAUUUAACUGAUGAAGAAUUUGAGGAAUUAAAAACCUGUAUGGAUCGUUGUAUUUCGCACGUUGUUGGAAGUGCAAGUACUGCUACAAAUGAAACAGAAAAUUUAAAAAGGUUACCUCAUUCAAGAGCGUCUUCACCUUGUCAUACUAGAAGCAGAACUGCGAGUUUAAGUCUCCCUCAGAAAUCUAAAGAUAACGUUAGAUCUCCAGAUAUUCCAACGAAUUCUAGAAAAUCCUUUUCAUCAAGUGUGGUUGAUGGAAAUGUAGGUAUUACUAUAAAUAGUUCUGAACGUACUAUACCCAGGCAGGAAAGAAUCAAUCGGGCUAUAAAAAAAGUUGAAUGUGAUAUUGACGAGAGAUUAAAAGGCCGCGAACUUAUAGGGCAAGUUACUGAUAGAAAAGCUGUUGAUAGAGUUCGUAUUAAAGCAAGAAGAGUUACCUUUACUUGGCAAAGAGGUAUCAAAAUAGGACAAGGAAGAUUUGGUAAAGUAUAUACUAUAGUCAACAAUCAAACUGGUGAGUUAUUAGCUAUGAAAGAAGUUCAGUUUCAACCUGGGGAUCAUAGAGCAAUUAGACGUGUUGCCGAAGAGCUACAAAUAUUUGAAGGAAUUCAAUACAAACAUUUAGUACGAUACUACGGACUAGAAAUUCAUCGCGAAGAAAUGUUAAUUUUUAUGGAAUUUUGCGCUGAGGGAACGUUAGAAAGUCUAGUAGCGGGCAGUGGAAAUGGUCUACCAGAGUCAUUAGUUAGAAAAUAUACACAUCAACUCCUUUCAGCUGUAGCAGUACUCCAUUCGCAUGGAAUAGUACAUCGCGACAUUAAAUCUGCAAACAUUUUUUUAACGGAUGAGGGUAAUUGUUUGAAACUUGGUGAUUUUGGAAGUGCUGUGCAAAUUAAAGCACAUACAACUAUGCCGGGUGAAUUACAAGGUUUUGUUGGUACUCAAGCUUACAUGGCACCGGAAGUAUUUAUGAAAUCAGAAAGUAGUGGACAUGGUAGAGCUGCUGAUAUUUGGUCAGUUGGUUGCUGCGUUAUAGAAAUGGCGAGUGGACGAAGACCUUGGUCAGAUUAUGAUUCUAAUUAUCAAAUUAUGUUUAAGGUGGGAAUGGGUGAGACUCCAGCAUUGCCCAAAAAUCUUUCCAUUGAAGGAGAUAACCUAAUUAGAAAAUGUUUACAACAUGAUCCAAAGAAAAGGUUGACAGCAAAUGCCUUACUUACACUUCCGUUUACACAAGCAUACGAAGAUGUUAACGCUGACUUGUUGAUACUGCGACAAUAAGCAUAAUAGGGAUAGUCAAUUCGUAUGUAGAUUCUUUCAGUUUGAAAGCAUAAACUAACUUAAAACAUCGUUGUUACCUGCAUCAGGUUAAAUAUAUUGAUAGUUCAUAUACUUUUACCAUACCAGUUUCCUCUCUCAGAUUGUUUUACGGUUGUUUUCUCGUAUUUGUAUUCUAAAAAGUGGAAAAAUUAGGCAUCUAGAUAGUAAGUACAAAUCUGGUUAUGCAGUAUUAAGGCGAAAAUGUUUUAAGAAGAAAAGUUAUUUUCUAACAUAAAGCAUGUAUUUUUAAUACUAUAAUAACAAAAUAUAAUGCCGCUGAUGUAUGUAAAUUUUUAACAUUCCUACCUUUGAAGAAGGUACUUACAUUGUGUACAUACAUACAUAUAUGUAUAAUAUUGUUGUAAAUUAUUUUACAAUACAGGAAAUAAAUUGUUUGUUUUUGUAGUUGUACAUUGCACUGUGAUUAAUGAAAACAUUGUAUUGUUAAAAAAAGGAAAUAAAAGUGAAAGGUGGUGUCACAAUAGUGUUUAUUUUUGCACAAGAAAACGUACACAUGAUACAACAUACUUGCCGCAAAUUAGUUAAUUACAGAGGUAUGCUGUGUAUACUUUCCAUAUAAACAGAAAGUGAAGUGUGCUUACAAGUUUAACAUUACUAGAUAUAUAUAUAUAUAUAUAUAUAUAUAUAUAUAUAUAUGUAUGUGUAUAUAUAUAUAUAUAUAUUGCAUACGAAGACGACUAUUUCAUAAAGAUUUUUUUUGUGAUUUUGCAAUUGUCACCUAUCAUUACCAACUGUGUUUAUUAUUUUAUUACAUCUUAUAAGAUACAUGGUAUAAUUUCAUAUCAACGACAGCAGUCUUCGUAAGAGAUAUUUGUAUUUUGAAAUAAUGUCUGACUGAAUUUUUAUAUAUACGUUAUUUUAGCCCACAAUCAGUUGACUUUAUUUCGUAAGUAAUUCUAAUAAGUUUAGCGUAUGUUCUAUUUAAUAGAGUCGUCGCUAUGUUGGCUUUCGCCUGAUAUGCGCGAUAUUCUUGGCCGCGAAAAUACGAUCGCAACAGUUUUGCGAUCCGCAUAACUACUUCUAAUGGUGACAUUCCGUUUCAUUUUAAAUUUAAUAGGUAUUUGCAGCUUAAGAUUAAAAAUAAUACAGAACACUUUCAUACAUAUAUCGUACACAUAUGCGCGAAAACAGAUAUAGAUUUUUUAUAUUUAAACGUUUCUUGAUAUGUGCGUAUAUGUACGUGUAUAGAGUUAUAUAUGUAUAUGUAUAUAUAAUUUUAUUUAGUAACAGUAUAAGGAACCACCACAAUUCCUUGCAUUAUUUAAAGAUUCACUCUAUGUUUAAGUCAAAGCAAACAAUUACUCAGACCAUGAAUAUAAAAUUUCCGAUUUAAUGUAAUACGCAACAAAUUCAUUACUUAACGACAAUAUAUGUAUUAGAUAAAACACUACUUUCAAUAGAACAUUUAUGCUUUAGCGCAAGAAAACUUUGCUAAGCCUUAAUGACAACCCUAAAACACGCGUAUUUUGCACAUUGGAAGUAUGUAGUUUAUAACAAAGCUAACGAAUAGCUUCGUAAAAUAUGAAUAAUGUCAACAGAUGUGUCGUAGUAUGUAACGUGUGUUACGCUAUGCAUAUGUAUAGGCGUAUAUAUGUUUAUGCAUAUAUAUAUGUGUGUAUAUGUAUAUAUAUAUAUCAUUUCUGUUUGAUUCUAAAUUACGGUAAAUUAUGAUAAUUUGAUACAAUAGGAUGAGAGUAAUGAUGUAAGUGACAGUAGCGCCGAUCGUUAAUAUUUCUAUCCUUUGAAAUGAAAAUUGAAUUUUUCACUAUCGACAGAGCUUGGUAUAUAAGAAAAGUAGCGUUAGUUACAGUAGUAGUUAAUUAGACGUAGAACAUUAAUGUGAUAGAGAGAUAGAGCUAUCAUCAACGUUUGCCUGUCUAUCGAAGAAGGGCAAACCAUUGACCUACCUAAGAAUUGGACAAGAGUUUACUGUGCGGGCGCCAAAACACGAAUGAUUGGCCACGUUUAGAAUGUGUUGCGACAGACAAGGUCCGUGCGCUAGAAAUCUUUUCUCUACCUUACCGAGUUAUUUAGUAUUUCAACUUCUAUUCGUGUACUCUGUCUCUUCGUUGUUUUUACUGUAAAGGUAUCAAACUAUAAAACAAGCUUAAUACCGCGAAUGAUAUAUUUUUACAGCCUUUACGAUUGAUAUUUUAUGUUUCAUACUUGACAGCAAUUUUAUAAUUUUGAUAUGAUAUAAAUAAAUCUUUCAUUUAAUAACAGUUUAGUAAAUCUAAAACACGUGUUUAAGAUUUUGUACUUGGUGUUUAAAGUGCUUCCGUUACGAAGAAAUUUAUAUCGUGAUGCUUCGCGAUUAAAUUGUUUUGUUAUAAUAAUUUAAUAAUAUCUGUAAAGUAUACGUCAGAUUGUACAAAAUAUAUACGUUUCCUUCUUAUGACGUAAAAGUAAUCAAAGUUUCCAAUCGUUUAAUUGGCACGUAUUAUUAUGUAUUACGUUUCUACUGUUUUAUGUCGAAACAUUUUUGCCAAAUAAGGCAGUUUGUUUCAAAAUUGUAUUUAAGUCUGUUGCAUCCUUUAGAUCAUUUUUAACGUAAUAGCGUUUUCAUUAAGAUAUAAAUAUUGGACACUAGCAGGGUUAACAGGAAGAUUUGAUACUUUCUCACACGAAAUAGUUGAAGCAUCAUAGCACUGAAUAAACGUAUUCUUGUUUACAGUUUUAAACAAUGGGUUAUUAUCAAUUCUACAGAAAAUAAUUGUGGAAUGUUAAUUGCUUACAAUAAUUGAGCUAUAAAGUUUACUUAGAGUGACUCGUGAACACCCUUUAAAGCAGAAUAUCUUUUCUCACAUUGAACCAAACGAGUUGAAUUUUUUUUUUUUUUUUUUUUUUUUUUUGGAACAUAGAUGAAUUAGUUAACCAGUUUAUAAAAAUAUUUGAAAAAAUUGCAACUGGUCGAAAUCACGAAGAAAAUAGUAAAGGUCUUUUUUUCAAUCUCCUUAUCCGAGCCUGUAGUAAAAAUUUGAAAGAUGUGUUAAGAUUUAUCUUAAUUAUAUACGUACUGAAAAUUUCAUCGAAAUCGGUUGGUGCAGAAACAAGGGACAGGCAUCGAAAGAUGUAAGAAUCUUUAGAUUUAUUACAGUCAUAGACCCAAAUUCGUGAGAAACUGCGAUUUUCAGCAUUUUUCGCCAAUCGUUUGUGACUCAUAGCAACGUUAACCACCGAUCCGUUCAACUUGUCAAAAGAAGUCAAGACGUUUGGUUCGAUAUUAAGAAAGUUAGUUCUGCUUUAAAGGAUGUUCGAAUACUUUCGUGAGUCGCUGUAUGUGAAGAUAAAGGUACAUCGAUACUCAACUAUGUUUUGUCAAAAGUGAUUAAUUAAUGCUUUCUCCUGAGACAGAAUACCACAUUUUGGAUGCCUUUUUCAUUCAAUGCAUACAGAUUCAAUAAAACGUACGCUUCAUAGUGAAACAACUAACAAUAAAAUCUACGCUCAUCGAGCUAACAAUAAAAGUAAAUGUCAUUGCUUCCAAACAUAUUGAUAUAUCUCAUUUAAUCGUCGAAUUACUCUUAAAUUAUUUGAAUUUCGCAACAUGAAGCUACGUGUAUUAACAUUUUCGUAGUUUCUAAAUAUCCCUAGAUAUCACUAACUAAUCGUUUAAUUACAUUUAAGGUUACAUGUCACUAUAGAACAUCCAAUUCACGUGGCUAAACCCGUUAAAGCACCGAUAGUUUAACAAUACAACUAAUUAUUAGAAUUAGACCCCCUUUAAUCGUGAAUGCACGAUUAAAACCAAGCGAUAGGGAAAUAACGAAACUUCGCUUUCGGUGGAAAGGAACUUCCAGCGCUCGGACAUAAAUGUUCGAGGAUCUUCGUAACAGGACUAGAGUUUUACAAUGACCGAUCGAUCUAUAUUGCCUACUACACGCAGCGACUACCGUUUAAACGUUUUCGUCUCAGUUUGUUCGGCUUUGGUCGUCAAUUAUCUGAUAAACAUUUGUACGCGUGUAUCUACUUAACAACAGAUGAGAUUACAGUGUCCAGUGAUUCGCGAAGAAUUUUCUAAGUUUAUUAAUGAUUAGAUGAUUAACGCAGUUUUUUUCUAGAUAUGUAUAACGAUAACUGUAAUAACAAGUAAGAUGAACGUGAUAUUUCUAUACAUGUAUUGCUCGUAAUAGAAGGCUUCCUUCGUACGGUAAUUUAUAAUCUUUGUUAAAACAAAUUGUGCCAUUUGAUGGAGAGUCCUUGCAUAUUUCUUGCUGUUUCAUUAAUUGAAGUAGUUUAUUGAAGUUUAAUUCUGUAAUACAAUAUAUUAAGGUAGUAUAAUAUAUUAUUACAAUAUAUAUUAUAUAUAAUAUAUAAUAUAUCAGAGAGAGAGAGAGAGAGAGAGAGAGAGAGAGAGAGAGAGAGAAGCAAUUAUUUUAACUGAAUUUAAAAAGUGUUAUAGUAACUUAAAAUUAAGGCAACAAAUCGUUUCUUACUUAAAAUAUUGUAUUGUAUCAACGUAAAUAUAUAGAGUAAAUAAUGCGAAUUAUUUUAGAAAUCGUUACAUGUAAAUAUGUAAUAGUAAUUGAGUCCAUUUUGAAAAAAAAGACAUUUCACGUUACCCGUAUCAAAGUUUUUGCUUAUCCCGAUGAUAAGCAUUUUGUCGUUCUUUAAUCGUUUAGUUUUUGAUAUAAAAAUGUAAAACUGAUAUUAAUUCCACAUCUUGUUACAAAGUUUUUGCAACUUUGAUUUUCUUUCUCUUAAAGCUUGAAAAGUUUGACUUGAUACACUCUGGCUCUGGGAACAUGUAUAUCUUUUCUAAUU